AUGGCCCAACCAGAAGAAGAAACCACGCCCAAGCCCCACAACCAGACGACUACAUCGAGCGACCCGUUCCAGGGCCUCUCGUUCAAAGUGGGAGUAGCAGAAAACAAAAACACCCGCUACCGCAACAAGAUGGAGGAUGUCCACACCUACAUCGCCAAUUUUGCGGAGAGAGUGGACUGGGGAUACUUUGCCAUCUUCGAUGGCCACGCUGGCAAGGACACCGCCAGAUGGUGCGGAAAUAACAUGCAUACGCUCUUGGAAAGAGAAAUUGAUCUUCAGGAAGACCAGCGCAACAGCAACAUGACAGACCAUCUAUACAACUCGUUCGUGAAGGCUGACGAGUUGAUAGGGAAGGAGGGCGCCGGGAACUCUGGCUCAACUGCAGCUGUGGCGGUUCUCCGAUGGGAGACUGAUGACAAGGUCCAAGACAAGGAGGAGAACGGUAGACCAAAAGACUCCAAGUUUGAUUUCACCCCCGGCAACAACCACCGGAGAAUGCUAUACACCUCAAACGUGGGAGACCUGAGAAUAAUCUUGUGCAGAAACGGACAGCCGUUCAGAUUGUCCUACGAUCACAAGGCCACCGAUUCCAACGAAAUCAACCGAAUCAAAGAAACCGGGGGCCUUAUCAUGAAAAAUAGAGUCAAUGGAGUGCUUGCCGUCACAAGAUCAUUGGGAGAUUCCUACAUGAAGGAUUUGGUAAUUGGAAAACCUUUCACCACCUCUACCGAGAUUACAAAAGAUGACGAAUUUAUGAUUUUGGCAUGUGAUGGUGUGUGGGACGUGCUAUCGGAUCUCAAGGCCUGCCAGUUUGUAUCAAGUGUUCUUGCAGCUACUGGCGAGCCACAGACUGCGGCAAAGAAGUUGUGCCAGUUAGCCAUGGAUAACUCUACAACAGACAACGUUACCGUCAUGAUAGUGAAGUUUGAUAAAGGAGUCUUUGAUCAGACAGAGGCUUAG
This is a messenger RNA of Suhomyces tanzawaensis NRRL Y-17324, 960 nucleotides long. RefSeq names its product type 2C protein phosphatase (gene PTC1). Gene Ontology annotation, biological process: protein dephosphorylation. Bases 1 to 960 code for a protein of 319 amino acids. The transcript is spliced from 2 exons. Gene Ontology annotation, molecular function: cation binding; protein serine/threonine phosphatase activity. The record is from RefSeq and is a predicted model, not a curated record. NCBI's taxonomy places the organism in Eukaryota, Fungi, Ascomycota, Pichiomycetes, Serinales, Debaryomycetaceae.